AUGUUGUUUGCCUUAAUUGUUGUCUCGAGUAUUGCUGUGGCAUACAUCGAUGCUGGUAGUAAUAAAAAGGAUGAAUCACGUUUACCAAAACAUGGCUGUUUAAAUGAAUGCUAUAGACAUGUUGGUGUCUAUUAUUUAAGUUAUAUUAAUUCAACCACUCAUGAAAUAAUAACAUUUCACGCGGAUGGCACAUUCAGCGCGGUUGAUUCUGAUGAAGAUGGCAAUCAAUAUUCAACAGAUCCAGCAGAUACGCCCUAUUCAAGUGAAUAUGGUAUUUGGAAAUGUGAUGGGAAAAAUGAUAUUGAGGCUACAUCAUUAGACUUUUCGUUUCCAACAUUGGCUCAACCAUGCUAUCGAUCAUUGGAUGUAAAUACGUAUUCAUUUAAAUUUGAUCAUGAUCAAGUUGAGGGUAAAAUUACAUACACUGCUUACAAAGAAAAUUCGCUAAGUCCAAAUCAACCGUCCGUACCGAUAAACGGACCAAUUGCAUUCCCAUUUCAAGGCUACAAAGUGUUCAGUUUAUGUGAGGAAAAACAACACAAGGAGUAUUAG
This is a messenger RNA of Didymodactylos carnosus, 552 nucleotides long. The record is from the annotation of a GenBank genome assembly. Lineage: Eukaryota; Metazoa; Rotifera; Eurotatoria; Philodinida; Philodinidae.